GUUGGCGGUUACGGUAAUGUUAUCUAAUCUCUUAGCAGAACCCAGAAAAUAGAAUCACAUGAACAUGAACAUGAACAUGAACGUCACUCUUUCCCUUUCUUCUUCUUCAAUGAUCCCGACGCUCCCUUUUUCUUCCUCCUCUUCUUCUACCUUGUCCUUCUUGGCUCCCAACAACAACGCUCACUCACUUCUCCUGAAUAAAUCUAGAAUCAGAACAAGAAGAACCAAGGGUCUCACUUGCAACGCCUUGUUCGGAUUGGGCUUACCCGAGCUCGUAGUCAUUGCCGGAGUAGCUGCCCUCGUUUUUGGACCCAAGAAUUUGCCCCAAGUGGGUCGCUCCAUCGGCAAAACCAUUAACAGCUUCCAACAGGCAGCAAAGGAGUUUGAGUCUGAGCUUAAAAAGGAACCUAAUUCCACAGAAGAGACCCCUCCAAUUGCUGAGAGUGAGCAGGAGGAGCAAGAUACUAAGGUUUCUAGCACUAAGGAUAGCUAGUAUAUGAGAUGUA
Molecule: messenger RNA, 506 nt
Organism: Abrus precatorius (Indian licorice)
Lineage: Eukaryota; Viridiplantae; Streptophyta; Magnoliopsida; Fabales; Fabaceae
Product: sec-independent protein translocase protein TATA, chloroplastic-like
Exons: 2
Coding region: 59-493 (144 amino acids)
Biological process (GO): protein transport by the Tat complex
Cellular component (GO): membrane
Source: RefSeq, a predicted model, not a curated record